Hyalella azteca is the source of this 2441-nucleotide messenger RNA. Its product is annotated as putative protein MSS51 homolog, mitochondrial. NCBI's taxonomy places the organism in Eukaryota, Metazoa, Arthropoda, Malacostraca, Amphipoda, Hyalellidae. The coding region runs from base 403 to 1659 and encodes 418 amino acids. The transcript is spliced from 8 exons. The record is from RefSeq and is a predicted model, not a curated record.
GCCGUUGUAUUUAUUCAUCGUUCCUUGUGGGGAAAGUUGGUUGACAAGAUAUCACUGAAUGCCAACCGAAAAUUAAUAUCAGUGUGUUCACUUUUAGUCAGCGUGUUUAUUGUAACCUGUUCAUAUGUUGAGUUUAUAGUUAAGUUUCUGUUUAGGUGAUGACUGAGGUAAACGCUAUUUGAAACAUUAUCACAGGCUCCACAGCCCAGUGUUGGUGUUCAGAACAAACUUGGAAGCCAAACCUGUAAUAUCUGAUUAAGUUUCAGGCCUUAACAGAUAAAAAUCGUCAUGUCAUAACAACGAAAGAUUUUUUCUUUGCAUCCUAGCACAACGCCUUUUAUUUAGGUAUAAACAAACAGCGUCUAUUGUCACGACAUUUAACAUCAGUACGUAUAGUGGAAGAUGGCUUUUGAAGCCCCACAAAGUUGCAAAAGUUAUCCUCCGGCGGCAUUCAGAUCAAAAUAUGAAAAAUUCUUGGCCCCGCACGGACUUCUUUUGCCUCCCAAGCAAGUUUUUAAGAACAAGAAGCUCGGUCCCGCAGCAGAAGAUAAUCUUAAGAAAGCCUUUAUGAUCACCGUCAACAAACUCAACAAGAGGAGAGACGUGUGCCCAGAGUGCGGCAAGAAACCCGGUAUUUUUUACCCAGCUGUAGUCUGCGGCGGGUGUCGGAUGGCGCGCUACUGCAGCGAACUCUGCCGAGAGCCCCGACGUCUGGCACACAGCCUCGUCUGCGACGAGCUCAGACAGGAAUUUUACGAUCAGUUGCUUGAGUGCUUGCCGGACCCAUUAUUACUGGGCCGUGAAGUCCUGAAAGGCAAGGGAGGUUAUGUCAGGAGUUGGAGUGACUGGUUCGACACGCACACAAGUCUGCGGGACAACGUCAGGUCGGCAACGAGUGUCGUCUCGCAAUGGUGGGACUACACUGGGACAAAGCAUCCAGGAGCCACUGUAAUACAAGCGUCUCUGGAGAGGUCAGUAACAAACAUCUUCUCGACGGUCCUGACCAUCGCCAACUCGGUAUUUUGGCUACGGCAACCUGAACUGUUCGGUGGCGUGGGCCCGACCAGCAGUGAGGUUCAGGAGCCGCUGCUUGACGCUGACGUCAACAUACACCUGAUCGGGGCUGACAAGCCGGAAGUCACUCUGGUGGAGUCAGGGCUCAUCCAGGUGUGCAGUCGCGUGUUGCAGGGACGGAACGUGAACGUGACUCUUGUGGCUCCAGACCUGACCAGACAUCCCCAGACGCUGUCGCUCUCGCCUGCCGCGCCCGCUAAGGUAGGAGACAAGGUAUCAGUAGGCUGCUACCCCGGCCUCUACCACUCCUUCUGGCACGACCACGUGGAUGCCCAGGACCCCAAUAACAAAGUUCCGCGGCCGACGGUAGCCGUAGCCAUACACCCGGGCUGCCACACGCCCGAGAUGUGGAGGCUGUGGUUGCCCACUUUUGAGCUGCUGCUCCAGGAAAAAAUUCCUAUUCUGCUCACGACGUACAACAAGCACGAGCAUGACUCCACUCUUAAGGUAAUGCGUCAGCUGCGACCCUCCAUCAGGUUCGAGGGCCGCAACUCGCUGGCGUCGCUGCUGGCCAAGCAGACGCCCUACGAGCCCGACCACGUCUGGGCGUCCAAUGCAUACAUUAUUGGGAUAACGCACGACUGAACUUGUCGCUUACUUUAGUAGGCUAAUUGAGCAGUUAUCAGGAACAAUGUAUGCUAAUUAAACAGUUAUCAGUUACUUUGUACGCUAAUUGUGCAGUUAUCAGCCACAAUGUAUGCUAAUUAAACAGUUAUCUGUUACUUUGCACACUAAUUGUGCAGUUAUCAGGCACAAUGUAUGCUAAUUAAACAGUUAUCAGUUACUUUGUAGGCUAAUUGUGCAGUUAUCAAGCACAAUGUAUGCUAAUUACACAGUUAUCAGUUACUUUGUACGCUAAUUGUGCAGUUAUCAGGCAUAGUGUUCAAUAAUUAUGCAGUUAUCAAUUAUUUUAUAGAUAUAUUAUACAGUUAUCAAGCAUGGUUUACGCAAAAGUUCAGUUAUCAGUUAUUUUGUAGGUAAAUUUUGCAGUUAUCAAGUUAUCAAGCAUAGUUUAUGCUAAAAAAGCAGUUAUCAGUUACUGCGUGCGCUAUAGUUUUCCUUCGUUGAAACGUGUUCACAUAGUAUAGUUUACUGUUUUUUGUUGAAGGGAAUUCUUUUCUGCUUAUAACAAAAAUCCAUAAGUUUGUUCAAAGAAGUGUAGAAUGGAUAAAAAGCAAUUUACUUUUGUCAUGAGGGUAUAAGUUGAUUGUACAAAGGAAUAAUUCCUAACAUCAUCCAUUAGUGAGGUAACUGGAAUUUGGUGUUAAUCAUACAUUGAAUUUAAUAUCUUUAACUGCAUUGCUUUUUUCGGUGAGACGUAACAGCCAAUGCACAUAUUUUAACAAAAAUCUAUUUAACAGCUAUUA